UCUAUCUGAUUAUAGCUGAAGAUCGCCAAGACGCAAACGCCAAACGUCGUAAGUUGGAGAUGCAAAACGGAAAAACUGUCACUGUUGGACUUCCCUCCUCUGUUUCCCAGACAGGUGGUCCGACACCUUCGAAUAACUCUGGCUCUCAUCCAGUGCACCCUUCCCUUCCCCAGCGUCCUGAUUUCGCUGCGAAUGCCGAUUCCAUUGGCCUGGGUGGUCCCCGAACAACACAGUCUCAACUAAACCUGUCUGCUGCGACACAGGCUUUGGCCGGUUCCAACCGUGACGUUGUCGCUAACAUCCGUGCCAUUCGAAUGGCAAACAUGAGCGCCGCUGAAAUGCUCAAAGCUGAGCUUUCCGGAAAACCUGAUCUAUCACUUCCCGCGAAACCGCCAGCAACGGCUGAUGUACCUUCGGCAACUCUAGAUGCUUCUCGCAUGAGGUCACCUUCUUCCCGGCCCACUGCUACUAUUAUGCAGGUGGAUCCUUCGCUUAGCCAGGAUAUUUCCAUGGAAUCUAUCACGGAUGUUCCGCAAACAGACGAUGAUAGCGUUGUAGCUGGAACCAAACGCAAAGUGGAGGAAGGUCCUGAUGCUGAUGAUGACACUCUGCCUGAUGAGGAAGAGGAAGAUCCAGCGAAUGACAACAUCUCCUCAUUAUCCUUUAAGGUCAAUGCCGACGGAAGCGUAGAUCAAGAAGAUACUGUGAAGUAUGUCAGGGCCUAGAUUUCAUCAAUCGCAGUGCUAAGCAUUUUAUUGUAGGUUGUGGGAGCCCGGUCAUAAGGAACGGUAUUACCGCCAAAAGUUUGGGGUGGAACUAUCCGAUAUGGAGUUCAAGAAAGCGUACGUUUCGUGUUACGAAAGUAUUCAAUCAAUUCACACUCUAUUCCAGCCUAGUCAAAAAU
This is a messenger RNA of Guyanagaster necrorhizus, 904 nucleotides long. RefSeq lists its product as uncharacterized. Lineage: Eukaryota; Fungi; Basidiomycota; Agaricomycetes; Agaricales; Physalacriaceae. The coding region runs from base 60 to 725 and encodes 221 amino acids. The transcript has a single exon. The record is from RefSeq and is a predicted model, not a curated record.